Messenger RNA from Cydia splendana, 1967 nucleotides. Its product is annotated as zinc finger protein 14-like. Bases 125 to 1918 code for a protein of 597 amino acids. The transcript is spliced from 11 exons. Lineage: Eukaryota; Metazoa; Arthropoda; Insecta; Lepidoptera; Tortricidae. The record is from RefSeq and is a predicted model, not a curated record.
GUGCUUGUUAUCGCAAAAAUGUUAAGAAAUCUUUGCAUUUACAGGCUACAUUACCUUAAAUUGUGAAUUUUAUCACUAAAAUUGUAUUCAACUAGAUCACAACUUAUUAGUUCUAGAGACAAAUAUGGAGGAUACACCAGAAAUUGCUUUAAAAACACUGUGUUGCACAUGCUUAAGUAACGACAGAAAGUUGUCCCAACUUUGCCGAAUAAAUGAUGGAGUAAACAAUCUAUAUUCGCUUUUAUCAUACGACUCGGAAGCUUACAGAGAAGGAUUCUACAAGGAAGCUGCAAGCCUAUUCAUUUGUUGGGAGUGUGCAGCGAUCAUGCAGAGGAUAGCCAGCUUUAGACGGCAGGCUUGUGUGGCGCAGAAACAGCUGUCAGUUAUAGCUGAGGGCCGGGAUUUGAAAUCCAAAAGUUGCCUCUCCCGUCUUCUCUGCUGCCACAAACAUAACUAUGACUUCACAAUAAUCUCUGACAUACAAGAAACUGACAAUUUCAUAGACUGCGGCCCGGAAAUCAAGACUGAAACUGACAUGGAUGACAUACCAUUGUCAGAACUACAUGAUAACUGUAUGUCAGAUAAUGACUGCCAUAUUGAAGAAAAUGAUGUUAAAGAAAAGAAAAUAAUUGAAGAAAAAAUUAAAGUUAAAACUAAAAGAAAGAAGUUAAACAAAUCUCAGAUGAAUAAAGUUACAAAUAAAAAACGCAAAAGGUUAAAAAAGGAUGAUUAUUUCAAUUAUAAGGAUUAUUUUGUAACAACAGAAAUGGGUGAAGAGAAAAUGCUAGAGAGUAGGGUAAAAAGGAAAAUGGAGGAAAGUUUUGUUGCUGCGGCGUUCAAAUGUGAAUCUUGUGUGGAGAUAUUUAAGAGUCAGAUUAGCCUGGCCCGACACAAUGAGGAUCAUCAUGUGGAGAAACCUAAUCAUGUACAGUGCCUCAUCUGCCUAUCAUACAUAAAGAACGACAGCGGCACCGCCCACAAGUCGGAACACUGCUCGCAUCACUCCUGCCUUCUCUGUGACCAGGUCUGCUACAGUAUGCAGGAAAUAAACAAGCAUUUGAAGGUUCACAAGCAUGUGAAAAGGAAAAAGAUCGAGAGACCUGGCAAAAUAGGCAGUGGGGCGACGGGGCUGCCCGCUGAUGUGUACCCCUGCCCAGAGUGCAGCAAGUAUUUCCAGAAUAAGAACCAGCGCUGGAAGCACGUGCAGCGCCACCACAGGGAGGGGUACACGUGCGCCACCUGCGGCAAGAGGUUCGCCUUCAAGAACAACCUCGCCAGGCACGAACAGGUCCACCGGGCGCCGCCUCCCCGCCAGCAGUGCCCCUCCUGCAACAAACUAGUCCGCGUCGACCUCCUCAAGAUCCACGCGAGGAUCCAUCAGAAACGGGAGCAGUUCGAGUGCGUCGAAUGUGCCAAGAGCUUCGUCAGCCGAGCGUCGUAUGAGCAUCACCUCAAGUACACACAAGCGCACGCGAAUAAGGACAUACUAAAGUACAAGUGCAGUGUGUGCGAGAAGGGGUACCGGUCCCGCGGGGAGCUGCGCGACCACGUCAACUACCAGCACAUAGGGCAGACGCAGCACAAGUGUCCCGUCUGCGGCAAGGCGCUGGCAACGCGCAGGUGCAUCACGCGGCACGUGCGGCGCGCGCACCACGGCCUCAAGGAGGGGCCGCGCGACAAGGUGUGCCAGCAGUGCGGGAAGGCCUUCAGGGAUAAAAAAGGUCUCCGCGAGCACGAGUUCAUCCACACUGGCGAGCGGCCGCUGUCGUGCGAGCUGUGUGGAUGCACCUUUAGGCAGAGCGCCUCUCUCUACACACACAAGAAGAGAGUGCACAAGAUAUGCCCUCCCAGGAGGACUGUCAACGUGGUUGCACCUAAUGCCAGUGGAAAUACGGUUGAAAAUGCAACAACUGAGUAGAAAUAUCAUUGUUGUACAGCACACACAGGCAGCGGCCGCUGUCGUGUGA